GGCGAUGGGCGGGCCCGGGCGCCUUUCUUCCAGGGCUGUUUUCCGGUCUUGAAAAGGCGGGGCGAGCGGAGCCGAAGGGCUUCGGAGAGAGGACGAGCGGCCUCUUUACUCGUUUCAGUCGCCAUGGGUUUCUUGCGCCGCUUGUGUCUGCUGGGCCUCCCGCUUCUCCUCUGGACUCUGAAUACCAUGGCCUUGACGGCCCAUGGGCAAGAAAUGGGGUGUCAGAAGUACACAAAUAAAUCGUGUGAAGAAUGUCUGAAAAAUGUCACAUGUUUAUGGUGCAGCAGCAGCAAAAAAUGUGUGGAGUAUCCUGUUCGGAAUAUCCUCCCUCCAAGUUCUCUUUGUGAGCUGAGCUCUGCACGCUGGGGUGUAUGUUGGGUGAAUUUUGAAGCACUGAUCAUUACCAUGUCUGUAGUGGGAGGAAUAAUUCUUCUCACACUUUUCAUCUGUUGCUGUGUCUGCUGCAGGAAAAAAAAGAACAGAAAGGUUGAUAAAGAGGAUGAAAAGGCUGCCAGGGAACAAGAGCAAAGGAGAGUUCGGCAAGAAGAAAGGAGAGCAGAGAUGAAAUCUAGACAUGAUGAAAUCCGGAAAAAAUAUGGUUUGUUUAAAGAAGAAAAUCCAUAUGCCAAAUUUGAAAAUAACUAAGAUUUCUUUUGAAAUACCCAAAUAUCAUCUGGCAGUGCUGUCUAUAUAAUGUACAGCUGUGUGAAAAAAUGUACGUUAGAUGCUUUAAUUGCAAAUAGAAAAAUGGUCUUAAUGCAAGAUGGAGCUGGCUAUAAUUACAGUGUCUGAUAAAGACUGCAAUUAAUGAACAAAGCAACAUACCUCUAAAACUCUGGAGGCUGCAAUAUAUUCAUGUUAUUUUUUUCCUAACUAUUAAGCAGUUGCUUGUGCUACUAUAAUAUUUUGCUUUUUGGGAAUUCUUCAAUUGCCAGCAAAAUCUUAAGCCAAAUUUAUUAAUGAAUUGGGACAGGAUGGUGCACAUACUGUAUCCUUUUCUUUUGUGACCAACAGUUUGAGACAUUCUAAUAUUAAUAGUAGAAAUAAGACAAGGUUUUUAAGAUCCUUGUAUAUACUUUGGAA
Molecule: messenger RNA, 1083 nt
Organism: Pseudonaja textilis
Lineage: Eukaryota; Metazoa; Chordata; Lepidosauria; Squamata; Elapidae
Gene: PTTG1IP
Product: PTTG1 interacting protein
Biological process (GO): protein import into nucleus
Cellular component (GO): nucleus; cytoplasm
Source: RefSeq, a predicted model, not a curated record